Molecule: messenger RNA, 2918 nt
Organism: Osmia bicornis bicornis
Lineage: Eukaryota; Metazoa; Arthropoda; Insecta; Hymenoptera; Megachilidae
Product: choline/ethanolamine kinase
Exons: 7
Coding region: 652-1791 (379 amino acids)
Biological process (GO): CDP-choline pathway; phosphatidylethanolamine biosynthetic process
Cellular component (GO): cytoplasm
Molecular function (GO): ethanolamine kinase activity; choline kinase activity
Source: RefSeq, a predicted model, not a curated record
GUGAAACAGGAAAGAAAAGUGGGGUCGAUCUAAGCGUCGAUUGGUUCGUCCAUGUUACGUGUUGGAACUCUUUCCCUGAAUUGUGUCGCACAUUUGUGUCAUUUUGUGCACGAAUACCAUUCGGGAUACACACACGAACUCCUUUGUUUGUAUCUUUCAACAAUUUUUAGGGUUUUUGCAAUUAGAAUCGCACAAAAAGUAUUAGCGAAUCACGUUUUUUAUUGGUGCAGCACUGGUGAAUACCAAGAGAAACUUGUUCCGUUGAACAGUGAUUAUUAGCAGUCGUUCGAACGAUACCUUUCCUCCUUUCAGUUCGUUCGUUUCAUUUUUUUCUCUUGCGUUUGAUUUACGUGAACAAUUAUAAUAAUAAUAGAAGAAAAAUUGAAAAUAAUUGAGAGCGGAAUAAGGUUUUAUACGUGGCAGAAAAGAGCAACGGAUUGGUCACGGCUAUUCUAACCUCGAACCCGACGCGCAUACACCAGAAGAAACUGUUCAGAAGAAGCGUCGAAAAGGGAAGCCUAAAAAGCAAGUGGACGCCCGAAACCGCUUACCAGAGCUACGUUGAAAACUACUCGAAAGUAAAAGCAGGAGAACCUUCGGUUCGCGCAACAAUUAUCUACGGCAGCAGUUUUGCAAAGUACAGCUGUUAAAAUGGGUCUAGGAAACAAGAUGUCCGAAGAGAACCCAGAGAUGCGGGAAAUGGCAGCGCGCAUAUGUCGAGACUACCUUCACGGGGUAUGGAAGCACGUUACCGCGGAGAACAUUACACUGAAACGUAUCAGCGGCGGCCUCAGCAACUGGCUGUACAACGUUCAGUUACCCGACGGUACGGUACCGAUUCGAGGGGAACCACGCCAAGUUUUGUUAAGGCUGUACGGUCAAAUACACGGCGAAAGAGCUCUCGAAGGAUUGAUCACGGAAUCGGUGAUUUUUACGUUGCUGUCGGAAAGGCGGCUCGGACCAAAGUUACACGGCAUAUUUCCAGGCGGCCGAAUCGAAGAGUACAUACCUGCUAGACCGUUGCUCACCAAGGAGUUGGCCGAUCCUACAUUGAGCUCGAUGAUCGCCGAGAAAAUGGCUCAGAUUCAUAUGAUGCAAGUCCCCAUAAGCAAGGAACCCACUUGGCUUUGGGACACCAUGGCCAAAUGGCUGGACACGGCUACCGAUAUCCUGGAAAAUAUAGAAGAUAUAGACGCGCGACACCUGAAGAACGUAAACGCGAUACGGGCGAUCGACUUGGGUCACGAGAUCGCUUGGUUCAGGUUUCUCGUAAAGCAACAAAAAUAUCCGGUCGUGUUUUGUCACAACGAUAUGCAAGAGGGUAACAUACUGCUACGACAAAACACACGGAAGCCGGAACUGGUUCUUAUCGACUUUGAAUACUGUUCCUAUAAUUAUCGAGGAUUCGACAUAGCGAAUCAUUUCGUCGAGUGGCAGUUCGAUUAUACGGCAGCGGAAUAUCCUUUCUUUCACGAACGCACAGGAUCUGGUCCUACGAAAGAACAUAAGCUCAACUUUGUAAGAAGUUACUUGAAAACGAUGGGCAAAGAAGGACCGUCAGAAGAGGAGCGAAUCAUGAUGGAAAUCAAGAUAUUUUCCUUGGCUAGUCACUUAUUCUGGGGCCUGUGGAGUAUCGUCAAUGCAAAACUCUCCGAGAUCCCAUUCGGAUACUGGGAUUAUGCGGUUUCUCGACUAAAAAAUUACCAAUACUUGAAGGAGAAGAUCAUGGUGUCGGGACCACCGACGAUAAACAACGAGAUUACCGAGAAGAAAACAACGGUGGUAGAUUGAGAUAAGCAAACUCCUUGAUCGUCAUGGUGUAGAAUGAUUUCUAUGCGACGUGACAACAAACAACAGUUUGCUCGUUACAUUUGCAUACGUUCGUGAUUAUCUUGCCGAAAUCAAAGUGUCACGAUUCAUCGUUAUCUCUCGUUAUCAGAAAUCGUGAUACGUGUCUUUUAAGUUUCCUAACAGGGAGAGAGGAAAGAUAUUCGAAAAGGAGAGGUGAUGAGAGCGGAGACGAGGAACCGGGCAGGAGCGUAUGUGUACGCCUGCUCGUAAGACUGACUGACUGCUGGACGAUUAGAUUGAAAAUAAGUAAAAAGGGCUGGGGGUCAGGGGUAGUGGAGAAAAAAGAGCGAAUAAAAAAUGAAACGAAAGGAAAGUAAAAAAGAAAGAAAAAGGAAGGAAUAGGAGGAUGCCUUACGAAUUAACAAAUGUGAUAUAGGAUAAGAGCGGUGUAUUACGUCUCAACACCAUAAACUUUUCAGGGAAUAGAUGCUCAAUCCCCGAGUCAGACUUAACACACUUGGACAGAUACGUAUUGGAAUUUAGAGCGUUAUCCGGAUAUUCCUAUCGUUUGUAAUUGCGUUAUACGUAUAUACAUAUGUAUACACGUAUACAUAUUACAUAUACUCUGCGUACUUACUCGUGCACAUCUGCAUAUAUAAUGUGUGUAUACAUAUGUACAUAUGCAUGUAUAUAUAGCUUAUUUGUACAUAAUUACAAUUUUGUUGUACCUGGAUCGGACGAUUGUGAAUUGCAAUUGGAAUAGGACAUUUUGUACGCUUAAUGGUAAGCAGUAAACUCUUCGUAUUCCCCGUCGCAUCUUGCGUACACACCAUAUGUACUUAAAUACGUCUAUCCGCCUCGUUCCUUUGCCACGAGUGAUAAAUCAUCCUGCAACGGAACGAAAGGAGAUAGUAAAUUGACUAUCAUUUACCAAACUUUCAUUUCCGUGCCGAUAUAGAAAGGUAUCAUUCAUCGAAAUCUUCUCUUACGAUUAUUUAAUAAUACUUUGCGUCUUUGUAAUCUUUCUACCGUGAUUGUGCAUUUUUCAAAUACGACACAUGCUUGUAAGUUGAUCGAAGAAUAAGUUUCUUUUAAUAAAGUUGAAACGAAUGUUUUAUGUUUUUCAA